AGGCAGAGUUUGGGGAGAGAGAGAAAGAGAGGGAAUCAAAUCCAAAGUUUGACUGGACCCGAAAAAUGAGAACGAAAUUUUGGGAGCGCCACUCCCACAAUUUUACUUUUUUCCUCUCUCACUCUCACUCUCUCUUUUGCCCCCAAGUCUCCAACUUGUCUUGUACUCCAUUCUAUUCUUGUUCUGGUAUGUAACUUUACUUCCUCUGCAACACCCACUUCCUUCUUCUUCUCCUCCUCCUUCUAUAACCAUUUUUCUACUUUUUGGCCCUGUGGUUGUCCUGUGCAGCGUGAAGCAAUAAAUCCAAUAAUAUAUAUAUAGUUGCGGGUCUGAUAUCUGGGUACUGGGUUGGUUCUGCCUUCCCCUGAAGUAGUACCACCAGCCAGUAAAUUUUUAGUGCUACAACUGUAAGGGAAAAAAAAAAAAAAAAAAAAAGAGCUUUUCUUUUCAUGUGUUAUGCCAUCUAUCUAUUUUCUGGAGUCCUACUAUAGGAUCCAGAUAUGACAGGCUUAAGUUUGUGUCACGGCCGACAUUUCUGAACAUCGUACUUCUUUCAAGUCUGUCACUCCAACAAGUCCAAGCUUUCCUGUGGAGUCUUAUAAGAAAUUAAAGAAGCAUCAAGAGGCAGCUAGCAAAGAGUAAGUUUAAUUAGUUAGCCCGGAUCUGAAAUGAAGUAAAGAAAGAUUGGUCCUUGAAGAGAGCAUAGAGAGGUGUCAAAGGAUCCAGCUUUCUCAUUUAAUUGUUAAUGUAGAAAGAGAGAGUAGUAGAGACUAAACACCUCCUUUUGCAAAAAGAUUCUUCUCCCAAAGAAAAUAUAUGCUAAAUAAUAGACAGAAACUCUUUUUUUGUUUAAAUUGUCAGCUGAUCAGUUUGGUGAUGAAAAGCUGAGCAAAAUGAAGAGAGAAUGGAAUUGGAGGGUGUCGAUAUCAUCAGGACAAGGCAUCAUGGGGUGGUUGUUGUUGCUUGUCUUUCACCUUGUAAUAAUGACUUCAGGUUCAGGCGCCAGAGAAUUAGCUCAAAAACAACAAAGCAAUGAUGUGGUGGGGUUGUUGAUGGCCUUCAAGCAAUCAGUUGAUUCUGAUCCCAAGGGAUUCUUAGCAGAUUGGCAUGAUGAUUCUUCAAGUCCAUGCUCAUGGAAAGCCAUCUCUUGCUCUCUUGAUGGCCAAGUAGUAGCCUUGAAUCUAAGUUAUGCAGGUCUUAUUGGUGGCUUAAACCUUCCAUUUCUCACAGCGGUGUCCACUCUCCAACGCCUAUAUUUGCAAGGCAACUCCUUCUCAGCUGCCAAUCUCACCACAAGCUCCUGUUCCAGCCUUCAAACUCUAGACUUGUCUUCCAACAACUUCUCAGACCCUCUUCCAGGACCCUCUUUCCUUCUCUCUUGUAAUCAUCUUUCUUACCUCAAUCUCUCUCGCAACUCAAUCCCUGGUGGCACUCUCCAUGUCCCUUCUUCUCUUCUGCACCUCGAUCUUUCUCGCAAUCGCAUUUCUGAUUCUUCCCUCCUUUCCUACUCUCUCUCCUCCUGCCAAAACUUGGUUUCACUCAACUUCUCCGACAACAAGCUCACUGGAUCACUUAGCUCCACCCUCAAGACUUGCAAAAAUCUCUCUUUUAUUGACCUUUCCAACAAUCUCUUAUCUGGGUCUAUCCCCUCUAGUUUUCUAGCUGACUCCCCUGCAUCUCUUUACCAUGUAGAUCUCUCCUACAACAACUUCUCUGGCAACUUGUCCAGCCUUGAUUUUGGGAUGUGUCCCAAUUUAGCUUCACUCUUUCUAGCUCACAACAUCCUCUCUGGCAGUGACUUCCCAAUGAGCCUAGGACACUGUCAGCUUCUGGAGACACUUGACCUUUCUCACAAUAUGUUGCAGUCUAAAAUUCCGGGUGUCUUGCUGGCAAGUUUGAAGAAUUUAAAGUUACUAGCUUUGGCCAAUAAUCAGUUUUCUGGCGAGAUACCAUCUGAAUUGGGACAGUUAUGUGGGGGGAUCCGGGAGCUUGAUCUUUCUGUAAACAAACUCUCUGGUGGGUUGCCUUCGACUUUUGCAAAGUGCUCCUCUUUGAGUUCUCUCAAUCUUGGCAACAAUCAACUUUCUGGAGAUUUCCUCACUACAGUUGUGAGUACUCUCCAAAACCUGAGAUAUCUCUUUGUACCAUUCAACAACAUAACUGGUCCUGUGCCUCUCUCUCUGACCAAUUGUACUCAACUAAGAGUGCUGGAUCUCAGUUCUAAUUCCUUUACAGGGAAGGUUCCAGCUGAGUUCUGCUCCUCCAAAGCCUCAUCAGCUCUGGAAAGGCUACUUCUAGCUGACAAUUACCUGUCUGGGACAGUGCCUUCGGAGCUUGCCAACUGCAAGAGCCUGAGGACAAUUGAUCUUAGUUUCAACAACCUGAUUGGCACAAUUCCCUUGGAAAUUUGGAAGUUACCAAAUCUUUCUGACAUGGUUAUGUGGGCAAACAACCUUACUGGGGAAAUACCAGAAGGCAUUUGUGUAGAUGGAGGAAACUUAGAGUCACUGAUCCUCAACAACAAUUUUAUUACUGGAACUAUACCACAGUCAAUUGGCAAGUGCACAAACAUGAUAUGGGUGUCACUUGCUAGCAACAAGCUCACUGGAAAUAUCCCUGCUGGUAUUGGGAAUCUCCUGAACCUCGCUAUCCUCCAAUUGGGUAACAAUUCACUUACCGGACAGAUCCCACCAGAGCUUGGCAAGUGCGAGAGCCUCAUUUGGCUUGAUUUAAACAGCAAUGACUUUUAUGGUGCUAUCCCAUCUGAGCUUGCCAAUCAAGCUGGCCUUGUCAUUGCUGGAAGGGUCUCUGGGAAGCAGUUUGUAUUUGUGAGAAAUGAGGGUGGAACAGCUUGCAGGGGUGCUGGAGGACUAGUUGAAUUUGAGGGAAUCAGAGAAGGGAGGCUGGAAAGUUUUCCUAUGGUUCACUCUUGCUCAUCAACCAGAAUCUACUCUGGCAGGACAGUUUAUACAUUCCCCAGCAAUGGCAGUAUGAUCUAUCUUGAUCUAGCUUACAAUUCCUUGUCUGGAACCAUUCCCCAAGACUUAGGUUCAAUGAACUUCUUGCAAGUCCUGAAUUUGGGACAUAACAGUCUAAGUGGAAACAUUCCUGACAGCUUUGGAGGUCUUAAGUUGAUUGGAGUUCUGGAUGUCUCACACAAUUAUCUUCAAGGAUACAUUCCAGGGUCCUUAGGGACACUCUCUUUUCUUAGUGACCUUGAUGUGUCUAAUAACAACCUCACUGGCCUCAUCCCUUCUGGAGGGCAGCUGACCACUUUCCCAGCGUCCAGAUAUGAGAACAAUUCCGGCCUUUGUGGGGUACCCUUGCCCCCUUGUGUCUCUCAAAGCCACUCUGCAGGUUACUCAACUCAGGGGAAGAAGCAGUCAAUGGAAGCUGGGAUGAUCAUUGGCAUCACAUUCUUCCUCUCUUGUAUCCUCGGACUUACUUUUGCUCUUUAUCGGGUGAAGAAAUACCAGCUCAAGGAAGAACAAAGAGAGAAAUACAUUGAUAGUCUUCCAACUUCAGGUAGUAGCAGCUGGAAACUUUCCAGUGUUCCUGAACCCCUUAGUAUCAAUGUUGCUACAUUUGAAAAACCUCUGCGGAAGUUGACCUUCGCUCAUCUACUCGAAGCUACAAAUGGUUUCAGUGCUGACAGCUUAAUUGGUUCUGGAGGUUUUGGUGAGGUCUACAAAGCUCAAUUGGGAGAUGGCUGUGUUGUUGCAAUUAAGAAGCUUAUUCAUGUAACUGGUCAGGGAGAUAGGGAGUUUAUGGCAGAGAUGGAAACUAUUGGGAAGAUCAAGCACCGAAACCUUGUUCCGUUGAUGGGUUACUGUAAGAUUGGAGAGGAGAGGCUUCUUGUGUAUGAGUACAUGAAAUGGGGGAGUCUGGAGGCUGUUCUUCAUGACAGGAAUAAAGGCGGGGGCUCAAAGCUUGAUUGGACAGCUAGAAAGAAGAUUGCUGUAGGGGCUGCAAGAGGUCUAGCAUUCCUUCACCAUAGCUGCAUACCUCACAUUAUACACCGGGACAUGAAGUCUAGUAAUGUUCUUCUAGAUGAGAAUUUUGAAGCCAGAGUUUCUGAUUUUGGCAUGGCAAGGCUGGUGAAUGCCCUUGACACUCAUCUCAGUGUGAGCACCCUUGCAGGAACUCCAGGUUAUGUGCCCCCCGAGUACUACCAAAGUUUCAGGUGCACAGCAAAAGGAGAUGUCUACAGUUAUGGUGUCAUACUGCUAGAGCUUAUAUCGGGCAAGAAGCCAAUAGACCCUUCCCAGUUUGGUGAUGACAACAACCUUGUUGGAUGGGCAAAGCAGCUUCAGAGGGAGAAGAGAAGCAAUGAGAUACUUGACCUGGAGUUGAUGACAGAGAAAUCUGGUGAGGCUGAAUUAUUCCAGUAUCUGAGGAUUGCCUUUGAAUGCCUAGAUGAUAGGCCAUUCCGUCGGCCAACCAUGAUUCAGGUGAUGGCAAUGUUUAAAGAGCUUCAGGUUGAUACAGAAAAUGAUAGUAUCGAUGACUUCUCAUUGAAAGACACUGCUAUUGAUGAAUCACGAGAAAAAGAACCUUAGUUCAUAGCACUCAUCCCUAAUUGGACUUAAAAGACGUUUCUUGCAAGCCUGAAUCUGGCUGGGCCAUGGCUACGCAGAUGUGGUAACAAUGAUGUAAACCUCUGAAAUUGGAGUUGAAUUUAAUUCUUGUCCACUGUAUAUAAUAGAACACUGGAUGAGAUAGAGUGGAAGAAAACUUAGGGAGAACAAAGUAAUGGAGUCUUUCAUGGUAGCUUAUUUUUUGUUCCCUUUCGUCAUCACAUCUGUUACUAAAGACUUCAAAUCUUUGUUCCUUCGCCUUUGCUUUCUUCUCCCUGUCACAGUUUUGGUAUCUGAUGUGCUGCAGUUUGUCUUAAUUUCCAAUUAUUGUUGUUUAUAGAAAGCUGGAAUUUUAGAAGAAAGUUUUGUAAAGUUGUAGCAUUAGCAUUAUUGGGAAAUUGAAAUCGUAUUUGAGCCAUUUGUAUUUUGUUUGUCUUACGAUUGUGUAAUUCUGGUAAUUAUUGAAUUUGACAAAAAGGUUUUCGCAA
Molecule: messenger RNA, 5065 nt
Organism: Quercus robur (English oak)
Lineage: Eukaryota; Viridiplantae; Streptophyta; Magnoliopsida; Fagales; Fagaceae
Product: receptor-like protein kinase BRI1-like 3
Exons: 2
Coding region: 894-4559 (1221 amino acids)
Biological process (GO): protein phosphorylation
Molecular function (GO): protein kinase activity; protein binding; ATP binding
Source: RefSeq, a predicted model, not a curated record